AUGUGUAUUACUGAUUUCACGACUUCAUACAAAUUGUCAUCAGUCGUGCACCAGAGCCAGGACCCAUCCGCGCCCUUCCCGUUGGCUUUCAGAACAUCAAAAAUUGUGGUGCUCUCAAAAUUGUGCUCUACGAUUGGGGCCACAGAGGUUUACUCUUGGCGUGAAAAUAUCGGAGUCCUCGUGGCUGGUGGAGCCACCCGGACAUGGCGAAGAAUCGCAUUCUCGAGAACACUACCAUUCGAUAAGAUUUCUUUGAUUCCUCCUUGCAUUUAUCAUAAGUUUGAUUUAGCUACAGCAGGUUUUGCUAUUGAUAAUCCUACUUGUGAUUCAUCACUCGUUGGUGUUGAAUUCCACCCACUCGCACCCCUGCUCGCUGGCCCGCUUCACCACCGCGAAGUUCUGCGGCACCACCACCGCCUGACCCUCACGGACCUCGCCGUCCAACACCGCCCAACCCCGGUGGUUCACAAUCUGCAUCCGGGACGCACAGCGCGUGACGUACAGGAAGCUGUGUGCUUUCACGAACCAGUGCAGCGCCAUUCCCGCGUUCUGCCCAAAAAAAAAGAAACUCAGGCCUCAGAAGAGGUUAAAGCUGAUACAAAGAAAAGGAUGCCCUAUGAUGACAGGCUGCUCUAA
Striga asiatica is the source of this 636-nucleotide messenger RNA. The record is from the annotation of a GenBank genome assembly. Lineage: Eukaryota; Viridiplantae; Streptophyta; Magnoliopsida; Lamiales; Orobanchaceae.